AUGGACCAGUUGGAUUUCCUUGUACAACAACCAAUUGUGUCGCGUUGGAAUGGGGACACCUACUACGACGCAACGACGCACUCACCGCUACAACAACUCCCCUUUGAACGACUCUUGCAUGAAAUGCCUACCAACGACGUGGUGAAACCCAUGGAUUUGCCUACUGCGCCAGUACCGGUCAAUUCGGUUGACCCUUCUCUCCUCCCCUGCGGUAUUCCCGGUCUCGAUGUUGCCAGCAUGUCUCAACUGCUGCUCGCCCAACUAUGCACCGGAAUGACUGCCCCACCCACGACGACAACGACUACGACGGCGGUCCCUCUUCUAUUCCCACCCAGCGCAGAUGACCAACAGCAGUUCACGCUCGGACUGUACAAACUCCUGGCUAGUUCCCUCUACUGGUCUGCAUUUGAAAAACUUUUCGCCGACAGCCUGCCCCUCCUUGGAUCAGUAGCGCCUCCAGCCGCCCCGGCACCCACUAUCUGUUCGGAUGAGGACGAAACCCGAGCUGAUGAUCGUCCCUCCCACGCCAGCUGGCCAAUCAGCCAACGUCACUCCAACCCCUUCCGCCUCCAUCGUUCACCCAAGCGGGUUCAUCGCCUGUGGCAGUUCCUGUGGACCCUGCUAGAAGAUCCCAACUACAACCCCAGCAUUAUUCGUUGGGUGGACAAGGAGGCUAAGAUGUUUGAACUGACAAAGAGCUCUGUGGUGGCCAAUCUCUGGGGAGCACAAAAGCAGAAGCCAGGCAUGAGCUAUGAGAAUCUUGGCCGUUCACUCCGGUACUACUACUCGAGAAAGAUUUUGAAGAAGGUCAGUGGGCAACGACUGGUUUACCAGUUUCUUCCAACCGAGGCACUUUUGGCCUGCGAACAGUCACAAGCGACCUAG
Molecule: messenger RNA, 885 nt
Organism: Dibothriocephalus latus
Lineage: Eukaryota; Metazoa; Platyhelminthes; Cestoda; Diphyllobothriidea; Diphyllobothriidae
Source: the annotation of a GenBank genome assembly